AUGACUUCUAUCUCCUCUCGUCCGAUCGAGCUCUCCGAUUUCAUCGAUCGCUGGCAAGAUACUUCCAUCGGAGUAGCGGAAAAAGCUGCUCUGCAAGAAUGGUCCACCACCGCGAUCGAUUACUGCCUCACCUCGGAUACCAUCCGAAAGUUCGCCUGGGAGUCUGCUCGCCUCUCCCAAGUCCUUGAUACCCGUGGGUCAACCAGGUUGCUGCGCCAGUUGGUGAACGCUAUCAUCGAGGGAACCACAGACGGAACAUCUCUCGACCCUGUUCUACUGCAGUCUCUCGCUUACACAAUCCGACAGCGGGAGGCUGGAUGGUCGUUCGACAGCACCGAGGUUCUCGCGUCGCUGUUCACAAGUCUCAAAGCGCGGCUGGAACAGGCGGAUGCACAGGGGGGCUUGGAAAGGAAAUAUGAGCUCCUUUGCGUGUUGAGUGUGGUCGUCGAUGCCAUGGUUGACAUCGGUGUCUCCAAUAUCAGCCACGAACAAUUGUACAAGCCGUUGAUCGAUCUGCUCGAUAAAUUCUCAAAAGACAAGGAGCUUCAUGUCGCCCAAGCGGCAAACUACGCUGCACAAGCUUUGCGUGGAAUUCCAGAUGACGAUACUAUCGGUAAAGCAUCCUUGCGCGGGCUGAUUCGUGCGGUCGAUAUAGGAACGACACUCGCGAGUGCUGCGACUUCGAUCGACCUGGCCGCGCUAUGGGAGGCAGCAAAGUCGACUCUCGGCGCCGUCGCAAGCCUGGAAGAUUUCAUUUUGGAUACAUUCAAGACCCGCACGGGGAAGUCCUGGUAUACGGCAUUGCGGAUGACAAGCGUUCUCAUCCGAACCAAAUCUUGGACUGAAUUAGAGCACUUCAUCCGAGUGGCGGAGAGCCGGAACAACCCAGAUUUUCUCUGCGGUCUGUAUGCCCAACUGGAUCGUGUUUCCGAAACGCACCAGAAAGGAAUUCUCAAGUGUAUCCCACGCAGUCAAGACGAUCGCGUUCAGGCCUGGAGGAAUUAUCUAGGCUCGGAAUCAUCAGAGGAAUCGCAGCACAGUCAGUCGGACCACCGCAGAUUUAGAAAUCUGAAGAGGUCCAAGACAUUCCAAUGGUCAUUCAAGGCCUGUGGAUGGGAAGAUUCUCGACGAAACUUCACAGAUCACAGCAAUAACUUCCUCUAUGUCGCUUAUCAGAAGUGUCCGGCAGCAAAGGAAUACUACACCAAAAACGCUCUGAUCCAGUUUUAUACCGAACAAGACAAUAAAAGACUUCAGAUCCAGCGUCUAUCUGGGGACACACUGCCCAUGAAUCACUGCUAUAUCAACCUUACAGUGUUGGGCGAUUCGUCGGAUGAUGAAGUCUCCUUCACUGACCUUUUCAGUCCUCGAGAGCGAAACGGUAAAGUGAUCCAUCCUAAGCGGAUUUUCAUCGAGGGGCAGGCAGGCGUUGGGAAAACGACACUCUGCAAGAAGAUGGUGCAUGACUUCAUUUACAAGAAUCAAUGGUCUGCUCUGUUUGGAUGCAUCCUGUGGCUUCCACUACGACACCUCAAAGGCAAAUCGGCCAAUGCAUAUUCCUUGGGGGACCUGUUCUAUGAUGAGUACUUUUCACAACACUUUGAUGGUAGGCUACUCGCCGAUACCUUAUUUUCACUGGUCCAGAAAGAGGGAGCUCGAGUCCUUUUUAUCCUGGAUGGCCUCGACGAAGUGUCUCAAGAAUGGGAUAUCGAAACCUCAAUGGACCGUUUUCUCCAGACCCUUCUUGGGCAGUCUCGAGUCAUCAUCAGUUCACGGCCCUACAGCAUGAGACAACUCAACAAGGACACACUCGACUUGCAGCUGAGGACGGUAGGAUUCUCUUCGGAACAAAUUAAAAAAUACGUCCACGCCCCAGAAAUCCAGUCCGAUGCAGAAACAGCGAGCAGGAUAUGGCUCUUCAUUCAGGAACAUCCUUGA
Molecule: messenger RNA, 1938 nt
Organism: Penicilliopsis zonata CBS 506.65
Lineage: Eukaryota; Fungi; Ascomycota; Eurotiomycetes; Eurotiales; Aspergillaceae
Exons: 1
Coding region: 1-1938 (645 amino acids)
Source: RefSeq, a predicted model, not a curated record